CUUCCGGCCUGCGCUGCCCAGGUCAAGGCGGCCAGUCCCCUGCCUCGGGGCUGCCCUCUGCCGGCCUCUCGCCCGCGCCUGGAGUGCACCCGAGGGGCGGCGCCGCAGGGUCGUUGCCCAUUCCAGAAACGGGCCGUUCCCAGCAGCUCCCGGGCGAGGCCUGGCGGAGACCUCGGGCCGCCCCUGGGAUCCGAAUUCCCGUCCAGGAACGGGUUUUACUUUCAGUGGCUUCAGGCUGCAGCCCUCGCGGCCAGCCAGCGCAGAGAUGAACGGGAAGGAGAACAACUUCCCGCCGCUGCCCGGGUUCCUGCCCCUGAAACCCUGCUUCUACCAGAACUUCUCCGAAGAGAUCCCCGUGGAGCACCAGGUGCUGGUGAAGCGCAUCUACCGCCUGUGGAUGUUUUACUGUGCCACGCUCGGGGUCAACCUGGUGGCCUGCUUGGCCUGGUGGAUCGGUGGAGGCUCUGGAGCGAACUUCGGCCUGGCCUUCCUGUGGCUCCUGCUCUUCACGCCCUGCGGCUACGUGUGCUGGUUCCGACCGGCCUACAAGGCCUUCCGGGCCGACAGCUCCUUCAACUUCAUGGCCUUUUUCUUCAUCUUCGGGGCCCAGUUCGUCCUGGCCGUCAUCCAGGCCAUCGGCUUCCCCGGGUGGGGCGCCUGGCGUGGGGGCCGCCGUGGUCAUGCUCCUCCCCGCCAUCAUGUUCUCCCUGUCGGCCGCCAUGAUGGCCAUCGCGAUCAUGAAGGUGCACAGGAUCUACCGAGGUGCAGGUGGAAGCUUCCAGAAGGCUCAGACGGAGUGGAGCACGGGCACCUGGCGGAACCCGCCCUCCCGGGAGGCCCAGUUCAACAACUUCUCGGGGAGCAGCCUGCCUGAGUACCCCACUUUGCUCAGCUACCCAGCCAGCGGUGAGUCCUCGUGCACUGCCCAGCGGCCCCCUGGGAACGGGCCACGCCAACUUCCAGUGGGCAGUGGCCUCUGUCACCUGUCCCGGGCCUGCACUUGCACCCUCCUGUCCUACCGGAGCCUCCUGAGUCCUGCCACCCGCAGCCCUGGCUGGUGUGGACUCACCCAGGGACAAGCCGAGGCCCACUCCCCCGGGCCAGCGGCCUGUGCUGCCCCCUCGCCCGCCGUCUGUCCAGCCUGA
This is a messenger RNA of Tupaia belangeri chinensis (Chinese tree shrew), 1145 nucleotides long. It is a transcript of the gene SCAMP4, whose product is annotated as secretory carrier membrane protein 4. The record is from RefSeq and is a predicted model, not a curated record. Gene Ontology annotation, cellular component: recycling endosome membrane; trans-Golgi network membrane. Gene Ontology annotation, biological process: protein transport. Lineage: Eukaryota; Metazoa; Chordata; Mammalia; Scandentia; Tupaiidae.